UUUAGCAUUAUAGUUUAGUGAUCUUAUAUUUAUAUGUUGUGUGUAUAAAUUUACAUUAACUAAAGUGUGACAUGGAGGCAUCGAUUCUGAAUUCUACAUCAGUUUAAAAGUGCAGCAGAUUCACGUGGGAUAAAGUGUGACAUGGAGGCAUCGAUUCUGAAUUCUACAUCAGUUUAAAAAAUAAUUGAUUGAUAUUCAACAAACAAGUUCUUCCGUGUUUACCAUCCAAAAAAACAUCUAUUUUAUCCCAAAAUUCUCUACGAUGAAAAGGCUUUUGAUUGUGGCAGAUGACUUUGGAUACGGAUAUCAGCGCAACCGUGGGAUUGUUGAAUGCUUCCUAAAACAAUCUAUAUCUGCUGCUUCUAUACUUGUUAACUGUAAGCAUAGUGAGGAUGCCGUGAACCUUGCCUUGCUACAUAACAUACCUGUGUCUUUGCACUUUAAUAUAACUCAGGGAAAACCUACUAGUGAUAUUAACAAAGUAAGAUCUCUAGUUGGUGAUGAUGAUAUGUUCUUGGGUAAAUCAGCCUCUUGGAAAAAUACAAGUUAUCUACAAAGUGAAAUUAAAUUAGAGCUGAGUUCACAAAUCAAUUGGUUUGAGAGAAAGUUUGGUAGAAUGCCUGACAGGGUGGAUGGUCAUCAGCAUAUACAUGUACACCCAAUGGUUAGGAAUGCUUUUGCAAUCACAUUACAAGAACGAGGAAUUAAACAUACUAGGUUGCCUGUGGAAGAUAUAAGUUCAAUAUUACAUCAUGGGAUGCCUCAGUCAAGGCUGCGGUUCCAUGAACAAAUUCAAAUGGAAUCAAAAAUUGCUGCUCUUAUUUUUGACCAACAGUGCAUUAAAUACACGCCUCAUUUUAUUGGGUUGAAUUUUGUUGGCAAAGCUAUGAAUUUCACUCUAUUGCAAAGGUCACUAGCCAAUAUAUACAAAAAUAAGCGCAGUGCAAUUUGUGAGCUAAUGUGCCAUCCUGGGUAUAGAUGUGACAAAAACUCAGAUGGAUUUUUGCAUGAAACAACAGCUGACGAUUUCUCUUGUUCUCCUGACAGAGAGCAUGAGUUAAAAGUAUUAACCUCAAAUGCAAUGGCUGCCUUUUAUAAAUCCGAGAAUAUUUUACUAAAAUAUGAAUUAAGUAUACCACUUUAAAUGUAGCAAAUUCAUUUUUAUUUUCUUAGUAUCAAGUACUAUGUGAAUCAAUUUUUAUGUUUAUGAAGCAGUUCGUUUUGUACUUAAGUUUUGGUAUAUGUUUUUCUGAAGUUGUUAUAAUCAUUUAAGUUGCAGUUCCUUUUUUAAAUUUUUUUCUAGCAGUUUUAUUUUUUCUGUAUGUCAAAGCAACAAAAUUAAAUUAAUUUUUUUAAAAAUGUAAACCAAACGAAUAUAAAAUCCCUAUAUGUUCUAUGUGUAACUUUUGUGUUAAACGAUUUUUGUUUUAAAAUAAGCAAAUGUUAAUUUAAAUUACUAUUACUACCUAUGCUUUGAAUGUGGUACUUUUAUGUGUUAUAUGUUAGUGCAAUAAAUGACACAUAAUAUAAAGUAAUGUAUAUUUCACUCUAUUAAGUUUUGAAAAGCCCAAAUAAAAUCCCAGUAUUAA
This is a messenger RNA of Ciona intestinalis (vase tunicate), 1589 nucleotides long. The record is from RefSeq and is a predicted model, not a curated record. NCBI's taxonomy places the organism in Eukaryota, Metazoa, Chordata, Ascidiacea, Phlebobranchia, Cionidae.